GAGGAGACGCAGGAGGAGGUGGCCUGGAAGUACAUACCUUUGAGCGGACCUUCGAUAGACGAGACUAACUCUAAGAAUAUUACGGCUCAGUUGGGGAAGACGGCGGUGCUUAACUGUCGCAUCAAAUACCUUGGAGGCAAGACGGUUUCGUGGAUGCGGAGUCGUGACCUACAUCUGCUGACGGUGGGUCGCUUCACCUACACCAGUGACGACAGAUUCAGGUCAGUCCACCAGCCCGGGUCAGAGGACUGGUUACUGAAGAUCCACUACGCCCAACACAGAGACGCCGGGGCCUACGAGUGUCAAAUCUCUACCACCCCGCCCAUGUCUAAGGUCGUCUGGCUCACUGUGGUUGAGGCGGUAACCCGGGUGCUGGGCGGUCCUGACCUCUACAUCAAUUCGGGCUCCACCAUCAACCUCACCUGUGUCGUCAACCACAGUCCAGAGCCGCCACCCUACAUCUUCUGGUACCACGAGAGUGAGCUGCUAUCAUAUGACUCUCCCUGGGGCGGCAUCACGGUGGUCACAGAACACGGGCCCACCUCCUCCUCCAGGCUCCUCAUACAGCGAGCUACCGUCACUGAUGCCGGAAGAUACACCUGUAGACCAGCCAACGCCGACCCUCACCACAUUAUGGUUCAUAUUAUACCUAACGAGCACCCGGCAGCCAUCCACCACAAGAACGGUACCUCCGUGGGCGUUACCUACACAACCACGCCCACACCUAGGUAUCCUAUGCUAAGGACCAGAUACUUGAAGUAUCCUGUACAAAGGACCACACCCAAGAGGUAUCCUAUGCUAAGACCAGAACCUGAAGUAUCCUGCACAAAGGACCACACCCAAGAGGUAUCCUAUGUAAGGACCAGAACCCUGAAGUAUCCUGCAAAAGGACCACACCCUAGAGAUAAUGGUGCACCUGUGACCAGUACUGGUAACCCGACAGGUAAUGGUGCAUCUGUGUUUUAUAUUGAUGACCCGACAGAUAAUGGUGCACCUGUGACCUCUGUGCACUAUCUCUCAGACACAUUGUCUCUCAUGAACACUGUCUCUUAUGUACACUGUCUAUUGAGUUCACUGUCUCAUAUGCAUCGUUUCUCGUGGACUGAUGAAGCCGCCAGCCUGUUUGGUGACAAGGUGUAUGCUGUCUCUAGAAGAUUUCACCAGGACUUUUAUUCCAGCGUUAGUGAAAAACCCGCUUACUCCUGCAGAAAGGUCACUCCUUGCACUACCACCAGAAACAAGGAGGAAUGGGAAUCACUAACCCUACAGGUUGCUGCCACUGGACAUCAGAAUUCCGUCAAACGCGCAGCAACCCUCACUGGGCAUACAGUAGCUCAAAAGGCUACAAGUGACGUGGAGCACCAGCGAACUGAAGCCAAAUCCGACGUUCAAUUACAACAGAACAGCAGCACACCCAAAUCAUAA
Messenger RNA from Homarus americanus (American lobster), 1425 nucleotides. RefSeq lists its product as uncharacterized. Gene Ontology annotation, biological process: synapse organization. The record is from RefSeq and is a predicted model, not a curated record. Gene Ontology annotation, cellular component: neuron projection membrane. NCBI's taxonomy places the organism in Eukaryota, Metazoa, Arthropoda, Malacostraca, Decapoda, Nephropidae. The transcript is spliced from 10 exons. The annotation marks the transcript as partial.